CUCGAAUUCCAAGAGAUCAAGCGGGCUAGUGCUCCGGUCGCUGUCUCCCCGCGGUCGAUCCAGUCGUACAACUCUGCCGUCCUCAUCGGCGUUCGUGUCUUCCACGAGCUCGAGCUUUUACUCUCCGCCGUCGGCCUUCUUCCGCACCACGCUCCACCACCCAGAUCCGCCUCUCCGACGCGCGUCAAUCUAUAUUCCCAGAGUCCUUCGUCGUCGCCGACGUUCCAAUUCUCGAUCGACAGAUCCACAUCUCCCAAUCGCAACAUAUCCGUCGCGACGAAGCACACCAAUCACAUCUCCAGCCUCCCCGCGAGGAAGACGUGUAUGUGCUCUCCGACCUCGCAUCCUGGAUCGUUCCGCUGCAGUCUCCACAAGAACAAUCACCAGAACGGCCACGCCGGAGAGAGCUCGUUCAUGCCGAACAGGCUGAACAUGAGGAGAUCCGCGAUGGCGAAUUCGCUGGUGAGGAUCGGUUGCGUGGAAGGAGACUGGGUGAAGAGAGCGUUGCCGGCUUUGAUUCGACCGUCGUCGCGCGAAGGGUUCAGAAUCGGAUUCCACGCCUUUGUAAGGCUCGUGGAGUUUGAGGGCAUUAAUACACGGAGAACGACCCUAAUCUGUUGA
Linum tenue is the source of this 621-nucleotide messenger RNA. Lineage: Eukaryota; Viridiplantae; Streptophyta; Magnoliopsida; Malpighiales; Linaceae. The record is from the annotation of a GenBank genome assembly.